Messenger RNA from Synchytrium microbalum, 2157 nucleotides. RefSeq names its product acyl-CoA oxidase (gene POX1). Gene Ontology annotation, molecular function: fatty acid binding; acyl-CoA oxidase activity; FAD binding. The coding region runs from base 1 to 2157 and encodes 718 amino acids. Lineage: Eukaryota; Fungi; Chytridiomycota; Chytridiomycetes; Synchytriales; Synchytriaceae. Gene Ontology annotation, cellular component: peroxisome. The record is from RefSeq and is a predicted model, not a curated record. Gene Ontology annotation, biological process: fatty acid beta-oxidation using acyl-CoA oxidase; lipid homeostasis. The transcript is spliced from 11 exons.
AUGUCUACCCAAGUUGCAGAAGCUGUAUCUCAGCAACCAAAAGCUACUGUCGAAGAUACGACUUUCAUCAUUGAACCAAGAGUUCCAUCAAGCUGGAUCGAAAGAGGGUUGAAGCCAGGAGGUCCCAGUGGAGCCGACUCGUUGAAAGCAGAAAGGGCUAAAGCUUCGUUCAAUGUUGAGGAGUUGACGAAUCUAAUCUAUGGGCCCGGUGUGGUCGCCCGUGAACAACAUAUUUUGAGCAUCUUGCUCAAAGACCCACUUUUCAAACAUGACAAGCGAGAUCGUAUUUUUAAGGGUCGCACAGAGAAGUUCAAAACGGGCCUCGCGAAAACUAUGAGAUUGAUGCAGUUGCAGAAGAUCCAUGGAUGGAGCAACGAGGAAUUCUGGAGCGCCUACGGCUUGAACGAUGAAGCCAGUUACAUCUUACUUGCCCAUACCAUGUUCAUCAAUACGAUUAUUUCAUCUGCUUCUCCCGAGCAACAAAAGCACUACUUGCCGCUGUUAAAUGGCCAGAAGCUCAUCGGUGUCUACGCUCAAACAGAACUUGGACACGGUUCCAAUGUGCAACGACUUGAGACUGUUGCUACAUUCAUUGAGGGAGGUGGAUGGGAUAUCCACUCACCAACUUUAACUGCCUCGAAAUGGUGGAUUGGUGGACUCGGACGUGUGGCUACCCACGUUGUUCUUAUGGCUCAAUUGGUCAUCAAGGGCAAGAACUACGGUGUCCAUCCAUUUCUCAUUCAGAUCCGUGACCUCAACAAUCAUAUGCCAUUGAAAGGAAUCACCAUUGGAGAUAUUGGCCCCAAAUUCGGCUUUGCGACUAUGGACAACGGAUAUAUGCUCUUCGACCACUACACCGUACCCCUUGACGCAUUACUUAUGCGUGCCGUACGUGUUGAUGCAGAUGGUACAUACACUCCUGCUGGCGACAAGAAGACGUCGUAUUUGGCUAUGACAGCUAUGCGAGCUUCUAUUGCUAGAGGAUCUGGCCGAAGUAUUGCUAGGGCAGCAACAAUUACAACUCGUUACAGUGCAAUUCGACGUCAAUUCGCCAAUCCAGAUCUCAGUCGACGAGCUGGAGAUGCUUUGGCUACUUCCUCAAACACAGAAACGGCAGUUUUAGAUUAUCCUCAGCAACAAAACAGAAUCUCCAUUGCUAUUGCAAAGGCAUUUGCACUACAUUUUGCCGGUGUUGAUCUGCAGAUGGAGACCGACAGGCUCAUCCAAGCCCUUAUCAGCAACGACAACAAAACAGCUGAGAGCAUUAUGCCUGAAUUGCAUGCUAGUUCGUCAGCCUUAAAGGCCCUCAGUAGUACUGAGGCAGCCGCUGUCGGCGAGGACAUGCGACAAGCUUGCGGUGGUCACGGUUUCUCAACUUUCUCUGGCUUCACGGAUUUCCUCCAGGCCGGAGUACAAAGCAUCACCGUUGAAGGUGAAAAUCGAAUGAUCUCAAUGCAGACUACUCGAUACUUAAUGAAGACUUUGGCCGAUGUAAAACUGUCGCCAAGUUUGGCCAACCGUAGUGCCACGUCAUCGUACUUGGGAAUGUCUUUGGACAAGAAUUUGGACUCUUAUACUUGCCCUGCUACUAGCCCCAGCGAUUUGCUCCAACCUAAACUGUUUUUGGCAGCCUUCCAAAACAGAAUGGCGCAUAUGGUUAAGGACUUUGCCGAUGACAUUGCUGGUAGCAGUGUUCAGGAUAGACAGGUUGAGUCUCACCGACUCGCUAUGGCUCAUGCCCAGUACACUGUAUUGCAGGCCUUCCAUACUCGUGUAGUAGAAGCCAUCCAUCAGGGCAAAGUCUCACUUGCCACUGGAAAAGUUUUGAGGGAUCUGGUAGCUCUGUAUGCCUUGUCAACCAUUGAAACCGAAGUAGAGUUUGCUACCACCGGAUACUUCAGCAGGGAACAACGAAAGUGGUUGAGACCGUUGGUUAGAGAGUUGGUACUAGCCGUUAGAAAGGAAGCCGUAGCGCUGGUGGACAGUUGGGCAUUCUCUGAUUACUACCUUGGAUCUGCUCUUGGUCGUAAAGAUGGCAAAGUAUACGAAACCAUGUUGAACUGGACCACUUACGAACCAUUAAACGCUUCAAACCCUGUCGACGGUUACGAGGAAUAUAUCAAGCCAAUCCUCAACGGCGAAUUCGCCAAGCUAUAG